GCCCAGCUGCACGCCGAGCGAGUCGAUGAGGACGCGCGAGACGCCCCGCGCUCGGCGGUCCCUGCAGGCGCUCGCCAUCUUUCCCAGUCGGCGGGUUAGGUGUCUGUCUUUCCCAGACGGAGGCGGAGUACCGAUCCGGAACUGUUUUCCGUGAUCUCCAUUCCCACGUGGCAACUUACCUGACACACAGUGACACUCCUGGCUUUCCAGUGGAACAUUUCACCAUCUUCUUGAUACUGGUGCUUUCAUGCAGGAUGCUGUAUUCUCUGCUCCUUUGUGAGUGUCUGUGGCUAAUAACUGGUUAUGCUCAUGACGAUGACUGGAUUGACCCCACAGACAUGCUUAACUAUGAUGCUGCUUCGGGAACAAUGAGAAAAUCUCAGGUAAAAUAUGGUGUAUCAGAGAAAAAAGAAGUCAGUCCCGACUUGUCACAUGGUGAUGAAUUGUUGGAAUGUCAUAGCAAACUUGAUUCUUUAACUCAUAAGAUCGAUGAGUGUGAGAAGAAGAAGAAGGAAGACUAUGAAAGUCAAAGCAAUCCUGUUUUUAGGAGAUACUUACAUAAGAUUUUGAUUGAAGCCAGAAAGCUUGGACUUCCUGAAGAAAACCAAGAUGAUAUGCAUUAUGAUGCUGAGAUUAUUCUAAAAAGACAAACCUUGUUAGAAAUACAGAAGUUUCUCAGUGGAGAGGAUUGGAAACCAGGAGCCUUGGAUGAUGCACUAAGUGAUAUUUUAAUUAAUUUUAAGCUUCAUGAUUUUGAAACAUGGAAGUGGCGAUUUGAAGACUCCUUUGGAGUGGAUCCAUAUAAUGUGUUGAUGGUGCUUCUGUGUCUGCUCUGUAUUGUGGGAUUAGUAGCUACCGAGCUGUGGACGUAUGUACAUUGGUACACCCAGCUGAGACGUGUGUUAUUCAUCAGUUUCCUCGUCAGUUUGGGAUGGAAUUGGAUGUAUUUAUAUAAGCUCGCGUUCGCACAGCAUCAGGCCGAGGUUGCCAAGCUGGAGCCGUUAAACAAUGUGUGUGCUGAGAAGAUGGACUGGAUUGGAAGCCUCUGGGAAUUGUUAAGAAGCUCAUGGACCUAUAAGGAUGACCCAUGCCAAAAAUACUAUGAACUCUUAUUAGUCAACCCUAUUUGGUUGGUUCCACCAACAAAGGCACUGGCAGUUACAUUCACCAACUUUGUCACAGAGCCGUUGAAAUACGUUGGGAAGGGAGCUGGUGAAUUUAUUAAAGAGUUCAUGAAGGAGAUUCCAGUAUUACUUCACAUUCCAGUGCUGAUCAUUAUGGCAUUGGCUGUCCUGAGUUUCUGCUAUGGUGCUGGAAAAUCAGUAAAUAUGCUGAGACAUAUAGGUGGUCCUGAGAGAGAACCUCCCCGGGCCCUUAAGCCAGGUGAUAGAGGACGGCUGCAGGAAGUUGAUUAUAGACCCCAUGGUGGAGCAGGUGAUGCAGAUUUCCCUUAUAGAGGCCACUUCGGCCCCUUUGAGCAAGGCCCUUAUGACAAAACAUAUGAGGGUAGAAGAGAUGAUAUGAGAGAGAGAGAUGUUGACUUGAGGCCUAGGACUGGCAACAAGAGCCCCGAAGUGCUCCGGCCAUGUGAUGUACCCCAGGCAGAGGCGAGACAGCAUCCCAAGGCCGUACCCUGUCAUAAGUUACCUGUUUUGGAUACAAAUCUCAAAGAAUUUGGUGGAAUCCAGGGAGAAAGCACACCGCCAGAAAGCAGUACUGACAGCAGCCAGUCUACUAGGCCUGUCUCUGGCCCAGACACAUCAGAGAAGGUGGAAGGUUCACCUGCAGAGGAAAAGGCCCAGCUCAGGACUGAUGCCAGAGGCAUCGCAGAGGAAGGCAGUGUGUCUUGCCCAGCCAGCUGUGGAAAGGAUCUGGAUACUGGCCCACGUGGCUAGAGGAGCACAGACUUGGCCCACCACUCAGAGGUCGUCAUUGGGUUUUGUAAAGUAUACUCUUCACAACUAUUCGCUCUUCUCUACAAAUAUUCUGACAUUUACUACUCCACAGGUGCCAACUUAAACAUUAAUAUUUUUAUUCACCAUCAGAACUAAUGAAUACACGUGUAUUUCUGUUUAAUUUUAUCUUUUGCGUAAUUUCAUUUUCAUAUUGGUGCUUCCUGUGGGACUUUGAGGUGUUAAUUUUGGAACAGGAUCUCAUAGAUGAACAUAUGGCAAGCAUCACUGAUUUCAAAUAAGAGGCCAGUUUGAAUCAGGGAACAAUGAAAAAUAAGUUUUAUGGUUCAUGCGCAUAUAUAGGCACCAAUUAGCUAAUGUGUGUGUUGCCUAGUGGCUGUCCUGUAAUACCUACUUCAAUUACUGAUUUGUGAGUUGUGCAUGGAUUCGGUAUGUUUCUGAAAGUGGCAGGUACUCAGAAACUGUUGUAAGGACAGUCCGCUGUCAUCAGCUUUACCCUCUUCAUGCACUUCAGUGUCUUAAUGCAGUUACCGAGCCUGUGUUCCCUUGUCUCUGCGGAGGCUGCCCCAGCUCAUCAUGGCUUCGUCGUUGCGAGUGGUGCCUCCAUUGCUCAACUCUUCUGGCGCUCACUGGGCCCCCUUUCUUGCUGCCCCUCUUUACCCUCGUUUAAGACAGAACUGAAGAUGGCCAGGAGACUUUAGUUAGCACAGCUUGUUAAAUCGGUGAUUGUGGUUUUACAUAGUCAGUAGCUGGAGAAUAGCUUUACUGUUUCCCCACCAAAUACAUGCUUUACACCUUGGUCAAGUGCAUUGUUUUUGCUAAACAGCAUAAUUUCUGUAUGUUCCUGGUUAAGUAUAAAAAAAUGCUAUUGUCAAUUAAGAUUUUAAAAAAUUACCUCAGCAAGAGGAUGUAAAAUUUAUUGUUAAUAUUAUUUUCUAGUUUAAUAUUGCAAACAUCUUUAGUAAUUCAUCAGAAAGGUAAUAGUUCUUUGCAGAAAACACAGCAGGAUUUUUUAUAAAAAUUCACAACACAGUAGGUUUAGAACAAAGGAGCUAAUGCGGGGGUGCCUGCAGUUCUGAGUGGCUUUGUGAACAUCGAUGCAUAUUAAGUCUUCCCUGAGGGCCAGACCUGUUCACACUAACUGGUGAAUAUGUGCUGGGGGUGGGGGAAAUAUGUGCUUAGGGUAGUUGUCAUCAGAGCUGUGACUGGAUUCUGAAGAGCAGUGAAUGCCUCAGGUGACAGACCUUUAACUAUGAUAGUGGAGUUAAUGCUGUUUCAACUCCUGACUGCUUUUUAUCAAUCCAAAAAUGGAUCUGUAAAAAACUAAGUAGAAUUUCAUCUUUGUAUUCUUUCAUUACAGAUAUCCGUUUGGGGAUGCGGUCCACUUUGACAGCUAGCGAGGCAACAUACCACUGCUGUUGAAUGAUGACAGCAAUUUAGGGAAGACACUAAAGCAGACCGAACAGAUCAAGGCCAGUUUAUAACUUGGAGAAAUAGACUUGUUUCUUGUCCAGCCCAUAUCUGUCAUUACAAUCAAGGAUUUUAGCAACAGGUUUUUAGGAAAAUCAGAAUGGGGUCGACAGCUUUUUUAAAAGCAGUGUUUAAAUGGAAUAGAUAAUGUUGAAUGUUUACAGGGUCUAAGAACUAUAGUAUAUGCAAAAUAAACACUUAUUUUUACAUUA
Molecule: messenger RNA, 3595 nt
Organism: Mustela lutreola (European mink)
Lineage: Eukaryota; Metazoa; Chordata; Mammalia; Carnivora; Mustelidae
Gene: CLCC1
Product: chloride channel CLIC like 1
Exons: 13
Coding region: 255-1895 (546 amino acids)
Cellular component (GO): endoplasmic reticulum; membrane
Molecular function (GO): chloride channel activity
Source: RefSeq, a predicted model, not a curated record